AUGUCAGGGGUAGCAGACGGCACGCUUUUGUUUUUGUCGCGGGUCGACAAACUCAUCAGGUGAGGUAUCAGACCUUUAAACGACGCAAUUUCAUCUGCCAAUAGAAUAAACGAUCAUCAGCACUUUUCUCGACAUGUUCCUUGUGGUAUACAUUUGGCCUGCUUUCCUCCUACCAUGUGCCUGGGCACAAACCGGCACGCAGAGCGUCAUCGUGGAGGCGAGGAAUCUUACUGUUGCAGCGGGGUCAGAUGUUGUUUUACCAUGUCAUAACCAGAAGAUCGUUUGGAGGCAGGAUCGCCUGAGGGACCGUCAGCGUGUCGUGCACUGGGAUGUGAUCCGGAGUCGACCGGAUUACACUGUGGAGCGUGUUAUAGAUAUGUUCUCAGGGGGAACAGAGCGCUUGUACAAUGAAUACAACAAGGGCCGUAUUACGAUCUCAAAAGAUGCCUUUAGUGAUGGCAACUUCUCACUGGUUAUUAAUAACGUGGACAUGAAUGAUAAAGGCGUUUAUAUGUGCAACCUACAUCACCACUAUUGCAAGGUCCACCAGUCCAUGCAAAUCCAACUCAAUGUUACUAAAUCACCCCGAAAGGAAAAGCGUGUAUUUAAUGGCGACAAGUCCGUGUUUGUGGUUCUGGAAGGAAAGAGUGUUGUGCUGCCCUGUGUGAACCGUAGACCACUGUGGACGGAUGGGCACAGGGAUGAGGGCCAACAGCAGGUGGUUCACUGGGACUGGCAGGCUCCAGGGGUCAGCCGUGACCGAGCAGACCGCCUCGUCGACAUGUAUGCCUCCGGAGAAAACCGGCAAUACGGACCCCUCUCUCUCCGGAAUAAGAUGAACAUCUCGACCGAUGCUUUUAAAUUGGGGGAUUUUUCCCUCAGCGUCCAUAACAUUCAACCCUCUGAUAAAGGCCUGUUUUCCUGCCAUCUUCACCAUCACUACUGUGGACUACAUGAAAGAAGAAUCUUCCGGGUGAUUGUCGGUCCAGCCGUCCAGCCAUUCCCUCCGGCACGCACCCCUACCAAAGCACCAGAAACACCCACUGCCCGUCCUGCCCUGUCUGCUGAUGAUCCGAAAACAAACAUGGUGGAGGCACCUCACGUCCUCAAUGUGAUUCUACCUGAAAAUCAAACUCACCUGCUGUAUCAGGUGGGCUACAUCCUGGCCAUCUUUCUGAUUCUGCUCCUCAUGCUCAUAGGAAUCAUUAUGAGCACGAGACACUGUAAGAAAAAAGGGCAUGAGUUUCAGGUUCAGAGGUCUCACCGGGGUCGUAGGACAUCCAUUGAGCUUUGUGCCACAGAACUCCAACCCUACCAUCAGGAAGACUUGCGGCUGGACUACAAGAACAACAUAAUGAAAGAAAGAGCAGAAGCACACAUCUAUCCCCCUCCAAAAGUUAUUGAUCUUAAUAGAGAAAUGGAAAGAAUGUCAUGGAAGUGAUGGAUAUCGAGCUGCUGGCUGGUCCAGAGCAAAAUAAAUACAGAGAUUCAGAGACUGAGGUUUACAUUUGAGAACAUAAACAGAAAUACUGUCUUUCAACUGCAGCAUAAUUACGGCUUACAAGAUAAAACCGAAACACACAUCUUAUAACACUCAAGUUUUAUUAUUGUUAACUCAGAUUGGUAAGUUUUUGUCAUAACCACAGUGUAGUGUAAUAGGUGGGCAAUUUUGAGUUAAAUGAACGCAUAGGUAAGAAGUGGUAAGGACAUUUGCUAAAUUCAGCUCUUGGUGAUAGUCUAGAAUUAAAAUGACUGCUUGUUUUACAGUUCAACAACUCAAUCAGGCCAUUACACUGUGGCGCUUACCCAUGCAUUUAUAGAGUUUUUUCCUCUAAGAAUGAUUUUUUUUCUAAUAAAACUCAGGAAAUAAGCUGUGGCAUUUGAAGUAAAAAUAAAAGAUGGUACAGUACACAAGUACACCCCAACAACCUAAUGGCAAUUGUACUAUUCUGAUGUGUAUAUGUAUCUACAGUAUAUAUGUUUUCUUUCAUUUUGAGUCUAGGCCUACUUGACCAGGACUUUUUUGGUCUAUUGUCUUUGUUUUACAGUUUUAGUUUUAUAUGAACAUGGCACAGAGCAGUUUAUUUGGUUUUGACUCUUUUUUUGUUGGUGUCAGUUUUUUUCCUUGGUCACUAAUGCUCAUUUACAUACUGUAUGUUAGGAAGCAUUUUAUUUGAUUUGAAGUGUAUAUUUAUCAUUAGUGUCAGUAGAUGAUCAGGCUGGUAUAGAGGACCAAUGUAAACUUUUAAUAAAGUUUAUUCUGAUUAAUA
Molecule: messenger RNA, 2270 nt
Organism: Paramisgurnus dabryanus
Lineage: Eukaryota; Metazoa; Chordata; Actinopteri; Cypriniformes; Cobitidae
Gene: mxra8b
Product: matrix-remodelling associated 8b
Biological process (GO): cell differentiation; cell adhesion
Cellular component (GO): cell surface; membrane
Source: RefSeq, a predicted model, not a curated record